Phytophthora nicotianae INRA-310 is the source of this 1272-nucleotide messenger RNA. RefSeq lists its product as hypothetical. The transcript has a single exon. Lineage: Eukaryota; Oomycota; Peronosporomycetes; Peronosporales; Peronosporaceae. The record is from RefSeq and is a predicted model, not a curated record. The coding region runs from base 54 to 1235 and encodes 393 amino acids.
CGGACUUGAGAUCGUCUCACUUGGCAUUUUCCCCCUUGUGAGUGCGCUUUACGAUGCCCAAGGACGGAUUCACGAGGAAUCCCUAUCCGGAUCUGGAUGUGACCGAGGAGCAGCGAGAACAGCUCAUCGAACUGGUGAAUGGAUGUGUACAGACCCAUUUCCAGAAAUAUGAACAAUACUACGUCACAGACCAGCACCGCGUGGACGAGCGUCGCUGGGAACACGUCAAGUCCAAGGACGAUCUCCACAUCUACAGUGAGCGCUCUCAGAAGGACCAGGCGCGUAAGGGGCUUGUACCAAACACUCUGAUCCAGUUAAGUGAGCACGAGAAGGACAUGGCAGUCAUGAUGAGUGUGGGCACAGUAGUGGGGGAACUGGAAGAUUUGAUGUUCGGGAUCAUCAACACGACGCGGGAUGCCAUGCGGAUCAAGGCUGCGUAUGUGGGAGAUGUCGAAAGUGGGGCCAUUCUGUGUCCCGUAGUGGAACCAAGUGAAAAGGAGCCGUUCCGGUCACUAACCGUAAAGUGGAUGGCGACGGAUGCGGCGUUAAAGUCCCACAAAUGUCGAGACUUUGUGGUCAUCGAGGCGACGGAUAUUCUACAGCUCGAGAACGGCGAACGUAUGGGCUACCACGUCCUACACUCCAUCGAAUUCCCUCAAACAAAACCCCUCCCGUACCUUAUUCGCGGGAAUAUGUCGGCGGUGGCCUUCUACCGACACAUUCACAGCACUAUUAUUGACACUUUCGGGUCGUGUAUCAUCGAUCCGGGACAGAAGACCAAGCGUCUGCUCUUCAUGCCAGCAGCAGCGAGUUCCAUUCUCACUGCGACGAACUACGUGCGUUGUGGUCAGUUGAAAAAGGUGGCGUGGAUGUUGCAGCGCCAACACGCUGGCUUUAAGCUGCGAGACGACAAUCGGACCCACAAAGGGUGCGUUAUGUGCGGGAAGAGCAAGAGUAUCCCUGGAAUCGGUAGAAGCACGUGCAAGCUCUGCAACGGGACCGUGUGCUACUCGUGUAAAGUACGAGAACGAAUGUACUUCAUCGGACAGGAUAACGAGCUGAUCCAGCGCAAGAUCGCCUUCUGCUCGCAGUGCAUGAGUAAGGCCAUCAACUGUAAUACCCAGGAAGCUGCGCAAGACCAAGCCACGGGCUACCACGACUCGUACGAUAGCGCUUCAACAUUCUCAGAGUCGACAUUUUCAGCUUUCUCGGAUUCCUCUUCGGUUUAUCACUAAAUAUAAUGGUUUGCAAAGGAAACGAGGUUUAGUAGGC